Clonostachys solani is the source of this 1074-nucleotide messenger RNA. The record is from the annotation of a GenBank genome assembly. Lineage: Eukaryota; Fungi; Ascomycota; Sordariomycetes; Hypocreales; Bionectriaceae.
AUGAGUAGUACCGAGUACAUUGGAUGGCGAAUCGACGUUCUCGCCGGCGUGCUCACGCCACUGCAGAUUCUCUGCGUCGGCCUGAGAUUCUACUCACACCGCCUGAGCGGGAAGAAGUACGAUUGGGAUGAUUGGUUGAUUUUGGCUAAUCUCUUCACCCAGCUCGUUCUGGCUGGGAUGAUCUUAGGUGUGGUGCAUCAAGGAGGAGUCGGAUACCACGUCGAAUACCACGCCGAAAGAGACCCCGAGACACUCGUCAUCUACUUCAAAUAUCUUGCGGCUAUCCCGAUAUGGUACAGCGCGACCAUCAAUCUUUCCAAGCUGGCCAUCCUGGCCGUCUAUAAAAGAUUGUUUCCACAGAGAAGGAUGCACAUAUGUAUCUGGGUCCUGGCCGGCAUUCUUGUUGUGCAUAGCAUCGUCGGAGUCAUCCUCCUUUUCACCGUUUGCAGGCCGUUCUGGGCCAACUGGGGAUCGCUAGAGGUCCAAAAUGCGCACUGCUACGACCGUAUCGCCUUAUUUCUCUGGUACAGCUUGCCAAGCAUCAUCACCGACGUGAUCUUGAUUCUCCUGCCUCUCCCCGUCGUGUGGAAGUUGCAGUUGACGAGCAAGCUCAAGAUCGCCUUGACGGUUACAUUUUUGAUUGGAGGAAGUGACUUUCAUAUGCUAAGUAUCUACGGAAGUGGUCUUCUCGCAUCCAUCAUGCGAUUCCGGGGGUUUGCGGAAAACAAUCUGUUCCCCGACUUUACCUGGACCGCGACCGUGCUCAUGACCUGGACGCUGGUAGAGCCCUCGAUCUAUCUCAUCUCGGCCUGUUUUAUGAUGUACCGCCCGCUGCUCGAACGAGUGGUACGCGUGGCCAAAAACUCGACGAUUAGGAGUACUACAGGGGCAAAGGGAACAUCAAAGAGUCUCAACAGCACGGACGCGAUAGAGAUGGGACAUAGAAGCCAGGUCGGCAGCCAUGGUCAUAGAUUCGAGCGGCUCUACGGGGAGGGGGACGAGGAGGCCCUGAGGCCGACAUAUGACCCUGCACAUAUUCAUGUUAGAACGGAUAUUGAUGUAUCCAAGGCAUAG